UCCGCUGGCAACAUGCUGAGCUUACUGGUCUUUGCCACCCUGGUCCUUUAUGGACACAGCACCCAGGAUUUUCCGGAAACCAACGCCCGGGUAGUUGGAGGAAUUGAGGCCCGGAGGAAUUCCUGGCCUUCUCAGAUUUCCCUCCAGUACCGAUCCGGAAGUAACUGGUAUCACACCUGUGGAGGUACCCUCAUCAGACAGAACUGGGUGAUGACAGCUGCUCACUGUGUAGACAGCUCAAUGACAUUCCGUGUGGUGGUUGGAGACCACAAUCUGAGCCAGAACGACGGUACUGAGCAGUACGUGAGUGUGCAGAGGAUCGUGGUGCAUCCAUACUGGAACAGCAACAAUGUGGCUGCCGGCUACGACAUCGCCCUGCUGCGCCUGGCCCAGAGCGUUACCCUCAACAACUAUGUCCAAUUGGCUGUACUGCCCCGCGAGGGAACCAUCCUGGCUAACAACAGUCCCUGCUACAUCACAGGCUGGGGCAGGACCAGAACCAAUGGGCAGCUGGCCCAGACCCUGCAGCAGGCUUACCUGCCCACUGUGGACUACGCCACCUGCUCCAGCACCUCCUACUGGGGCUCCACUGUGAAGAACACCAUGGUGUGCGCUGGAGGAGAUGGAGUUCGCUCUGGAUGCCAGGGUGAUUCUGGUGGCCCCCUCAACUGCUUAGUGAAUGGCCAGUAUGCUGUCCAUGGAGUGACCAGCUUUGUGUCCAGCCAGGGCUGUAACGUCUCCAGGAAGCCUACAGUCUUCACCCGGGUCUCUGCUUACAUCUCUUGGAUGAAUAAUGUCAUCGCCAGCAACUGAACUCUUCCUGAGUACAACAGCCAUCCUCAGAUGAUUCUUCAAUUCACAGCAGGACUUGAGACCAUCACGAAAAAAACAUUCUAGAAGACUAUUGAGCCAGAUACAGAAAACCAAAUAA
Molossus molossus (Pallas's mastiff bat) is the source of this 931-nucleotide messenger RNA. It is a transcript of the gene CELA1, whose product is annotated as chymotrypsin like elastase 1. NCBI's taxonomy places the organism in Eukaryota, Metazoa, Chordata, Mammalia, Chiroptera, Molossidae. The transcript is spliced from 8 exons. Gene Ontology annotation, biological process: proteolysis. Gene Ontology annotation, molecular function: serine-type endopeptidase activity. Bases 13 to 813 code for a protein of 266 amino acids. The record is from RefSeq and is a predicted model, not a curated record.